AUGGACUCUCUAAUUUGUAUUCUCUCUUUUCCUCCUCUUUCUAUUUUAUCUCUCAGUCAUUGCCUUUUUUUUCUCGUUUUCUUUUUCUCUCUCUUUCUUUUUCUCCUUUCUCUUUUAUCUCACAUUUUUAUCGUCUCUUUCUUUUUGCGUUCUCAAUUCUUUUUAAUUCAAUUCUCUUUCUCUCUCAUUUGUAUUUUCCUUCUUAUUUAUUCUCUCAUUCUGCUUCUUCCUCUUUUCUCUUUAAUUCUUAUUCUGCUUUUUUUCUCUCUCAUUCUUCUCUUCCCCUCUUUUGUCUUUCAUUCGUAUGCUCCUUUCUUUUAUCUCCUUCUUAUUUUCCUUCCCGUUUUCUCUUUCAUUCUUAUUCUCCUUCUUUUAUCAUUGAUUCUUUUAUUUCUCUCUCUCUCUCUCAUUCUUAUUCUCCUUCUUAUUUUCUCUCUAAUUCUUAUUCUCCUUCCUUUUUUCUUUCAUUCUUAUUUUUCUUUCUUUUUUUCGCCUUCUGAUUCUCCUUCUUAUUUUCUCUCUCAUUCUUCAUCGUAUUCUUCUUUUCUCUUUCAUUCUUAA
This is a messenger RNA of Acanthosepion pharaonis, 561 nucleotides long. The record is from the annotation of a GenBank genome assembly. NCBI's taxonomy places the organism in Eukaryota, Metazoa, Mollusca, Cephalopoda, Sepiida, Sepiidae.